UGCACCUGGUAAUAGAGAAACACAUUAAAUUUAAGACAAGCUAAAGCGUUGUAAGGAAAAUGUUGGAGGAAUAGUCUUGGCUGAUGUAAAUGAACACAAUAAUGCUAUUUCUGAGUACAAAACAAGGAGGUCCUGGUAUGUUGUGUCAUGUACUCCUGAACUGAAAGAAGGAACUGAGAGUUACCAUAAUGCCUCUGCACAGACUUUAAGUUUCUCCAUCAGGGAGAAGAGAUGAGUGUGACCUCUGACGCGUUUCUGUGUCACAGGCCAACACUGGUCACUCCCUCAGCACCUCACAGAAGCGCACGCCUUUUUUUCUUCACUCUGCGUGUAAAAACGAGCAUUAAAAGCCCCAAACUCCUCUAAAAUAACAUCAAAGAUUCCCUCUGCCGUAAAACUCACGGCCUCCUCCCAGCCGCAGCCCGGGGCCCGGCUCUCCGGGGCGGCGCCGCGGUCGCUGAGGCGCAGCAGGGCCCGCGCCGCCCGCCGCCCCCCGCCGCCACAGCCGCCCGCCGCGCCCCGCAUCCCGGGCCCGCCACCGCCGCCUCAGGGGCCGUCGCCACGGCAACGCCCCGGGCGGGAAAAUGGCGCCGGGGCGCUGAGGGAAGGGCCCCGGGGGGAGCUGUCUGUGAGGAAACCAGGAGGGGACGGCGGCUGUGCCGAGCUCCUGGCCUCCCUGCUUCUCCCGUGGGUGCUGGGGGUGUGUGGAUGGGGCAUACACGCCUGGAGGUGGCUGUGGGUGGUCGUACCUGAAGCUGAGGGGGUUGGUGAUGCCAAGUGGGAAUGGGCUCUGAAGCCCUUCAGGGGGCUUGGACGGGCAGCCGAGAACUGCAAAUGUGAGAAACGACAGAACCGGGCAGCUUGAAAGGGGGAAAAACCAAAGCAAAGUGCUGGAUGCAUGCCGAGGAAGGAGAGAGUCUAUAUAAAGCCUGAAAAACGUGAAUAGGGAAGAGUUGUGUGCAGGAGGAAAAUGGAUGUGAAAGGGCCAAAUAGAGGAAAUGAAAGAAAAAGUGAUGAAGAAACAAAUAGAAAAGGAGGAGACAGACUGAUCUUACAAUACAAUGAAUCUAAAUAAUCUAUUACUAUUAAUCACUUUACAAUGAAUCACUGCCUGACCAACAGACCUUUAAAUUUGAAAAAUGUGAAAAUUAAAAUCAAGGAUGUGAGGUGCAUGUUUUAAUUCCUAAAAUCAUUAGCAAGCACUACUGAGACUAUUUACAGUUGCUAGAGACAGUCCUGUGUUUGUUUUAUAGCACGGCAUUAAGACUCAGUUGCCAACACUCUUAGCAGAAAAUGGGAUUUGGGGAUGUCCCGAAGUGCAUUUGUUCAGGUAUUUUCAUGAAAAUCUACAUUAAAAGUUUUAGGACCAAAAGAGUCCCAGCACUGUUGUUACUUAUCCUUGUUGAAAUCAAGCAAUCUGUUUAAAAAUAGCACAACUAUUCAUAUGAGAAAAAAUACUUUAAGUAGAAUGCUCUUUAUCAUCUUCUCUGAAAAAUGACAGAUCCUUUUUUUUUUUUUCUUUGCUUUUUUCCACUGCAGUCUUAAUUUGGGGCUCUUUAUAGCUUACGCACUUUCCUGAAGUCUUAAGCCAAUCACUUAAGUCAACAGAGGUGGUUAAUGCUUAACUAAUAAAAUUGUGUGUGAGCUUCAAGAUGUACAGAAGGCAGAUUCACAAGGUCAUGAACUGAGGUAAACUCUUAGUAUUCUAUUGUUAUUACUAUAGGUUUCUUUGGAUCUUGAUAUUUAAAGUAGAAAGGAAAAAAAGCAACCCACAAACCAGCCACAAAGUUACCCUUCAAAGUGUCAGAGCUCUGUUGGUCAGAACAUGCAGUCCUUUGGAAAACAUUCACCGAUCUCCCAGACCAAACAUCCUGGAUACAACUCCAUGAAUCACACAGCUUGCAUCCUCAUAGUUAAAGACUGCACAUCCUGAUUAAGAGAAGGUAAUAUUUGCUAUUAAAGAUCAAUAUCAUUGUUCUUUAACAGGAUACUUAAGUUUUUUUGUGCCUUACUCAGGUUUAUUACCCAGUUCUGAUCUGGCAUUUCUCUGAGAUUUGACUAAGAUAUUUUUCUCAGGGAAAAUUAGAGGUCUGAGUUACUCACUAACAUUAAAUGGUGUAGGGGGAUCUUUUUUUUUAAAUAUAUGCAUGCAGAACAAAUGGAGCAUUCAAGGCUUGCAAACUGUCAAUGUAAAGAUCAGUGCCAGAUUCAUGUAGUCACAUAAAAUUAUUAAAUUCUUGGGUGAUAUUUGAGUGUAACACCUACAUAGUUCAUCAGCAUCAGAAGAGCUGCACAGAUGUAAAUGAGAGUAGAAGCUGACCUUCUGAAUUCACGUACUGAGUCACAACUUCAUCUCAAAAGCUGAUGUAAUCAUAAUGCACUUCGCCUUUACAUCCAUUUUAUCUCCCUACAAUUCUCAUUACUAAAAAUAAACCUGUUCUGGAAAGUUGGAGCAGACAUGUGACAGUGGCCACUUUGGAUAAGCCCCAGCACUCAGACUCUCCUCCCCUAUUAAUGGUUCCAUCGUGGUUCUGCUUAAUGCUCCCCAGCACCAGCAUCUGUUUUCUCCUAGAUUACCUGGAGUCAAGACAAGAAAUAAAUGCAACAGAAGAAAGCUCCCAGUUCAUUGCCUUCAGUGAUUUGAAUCAGUUUUGCUUUCCACAUCAUUUAAAUUGUACUAAAAGAGAGGACCGGGUUCUGUUUGGUUAGCUGGAAAUUCUCAGGCAUCGGGCUGAUUUUAAAUGCAGUUUGGCACUGUGGAAAUGUCAGGGUCACUCAGUGCUACACAGGCAGAACAAGAGGCUGUCUUUAAAAUUUUUGAUGCCUGCUGGAAGAUGCAGAGAUUGGUCUACCAAAAGUUAGUUGGACAAUGUUACUAUGACAAAAUGUUAUUCUACAGUUAUGCUAUUUAAAUCUGCAAAAGGAGAGGAGGCUGUAGGAAUAAAACCAACACCUGAUUGCCAUUUUCUAAGUCAAUGGAGACUAAUUUUAAUGUAAGACCUUUUGCUUUUCUUACGCUAUAAUGGAGCAACACUGCAGAGCUCUACGAUUUACAUGACAACUGAUCUACUCCUGCUGGAACCUUCAAAAUUGGCUUGUCAUAAAAAUACUAUUUUCCAGUGAAAAGGUAGAGGGUAUUGCUUUGAAAGGGCUAGCUAUGUCAGAACUAAUUAUUUCAUUAUCAAAUUGCUGCUGACGUUAAUAUUUAGAAAAGCACCCAGGAUACUUAAUGUAGCUAGCAAUGUAAAACAACAGACUUUUCAACUUACAUGUUUGUAAUUCUGUGAACUAAAUUGAGAUAGAGAGGGGGUGGUGUACGGGUGCCUACCACUGCAUAUAUUAAGCCAUAGUUUUUGCGUAUGCGGUAGUGCUUGCUCACUUCUAAGAAUGUUAGCAUUUGUUGUGUACAAUUAUUUACAGUAGGCAAAGCUGAAAGAAUUUCCUGUUAGAAGCGAAGGUGUCUGACGCUUCCCAUUACAAACUCUUGCCACACUUUCUACAUAACAGCACAAGCCUAUGGACUAUUCGAGGGAAUUUCUGUGUAUGUUUGUUAAAUUUCAGUGCCUGAAACUGUUUAAUUUACCACAUCUUUCUUAAAUUCAUAGGAAGAGCAAGGCCAGCCUAGUAAUAAAGACAUCUUCAGAAGUGAAAGAUGUGGUACGUGUCCCCACAGCUUCACUGUUUGGAAAUGAGCAAAAGUGUAGAUAAACCAGCAGCACAAGCCCUAUGGUACCUUCAGAACAACAUGAGCAGAAUGUUUAGAUCAAGAAAAUUACAGUGAGAAAUACUUCUGCUGUAGAUCCUGGUGGAGUUUUUGUGGUGACAGUGCUCAAGAGAGACAAGGCUGAGGUGCCUGUGUGUGCCAGAGUUUCAGGUCACUGGGGGAAAUCACAGGUGAAAAUUUGAGCACCUCCAGGAUUAGCUGGUAAAUUGAUGUUUUGAUGAUUUAGCUACCAUUUAAUUUCCAUUCCCUGUAAAAGGGUUUCUUUAAUUCUAAUCCACAAGGAUAUUCUGUGAUUUUUUUUCUACAGUGGGCAUUCAUUUAUAUGAAGUCUCCCUCUACUCCUUCUUUUGCAAAAAAAAAAAAAAAGAGAGAGAGAGAGAUAGGAAAAAAAAGAAAAAGAUGAACUGAAAUUUCUGAAGUAUUCUCAUGACAUGAAUCAGUUUAUGUGGUUAUCCAUCUGCAUCUCAUGGUGCUUUGACCUGGCUAGUCCAAAGCUUACCAUAUUAUUUUUUUUGUAUUCUUACCACAGGAUUUUCUCAGUUUUUAUGCCAGUCUUUGGUUUACUAACUUUGGGGAAUCUACAUUUUUAACUCAGUUACAUGAGCUAUACAGCUUACAAUCACCUGUGAAGAAAGGAGUUGGUUGUUGUGUUUUGUUUUGUUUUGUUUUUCCACGAAAUAUUACCAAGAUUGUGGGCUGCAACAAGUGGCUUGAAAAAGACAUAAAACCAGGAGUAUUACACAAGUUUAUGAUAAGAAGAAGUUAGGCAACUAAAGUUACCAGAAGAGGGGAAGCUGAACACUGCUAAGGCAUCCCUGUUGUGUAAAAUACAGCAGAAACCAGCUUACCCCAGUCUUGUUGCCAGUAUAUACCACAGACGUGUCCAAACCUGACUGAAAACCCUUCCUAUACAAAAUCAGGUUUAAGCCACUUUAGCUUAUUAGUUCUGAUAGUUUCACAAGAGUUUAAAAACACAGACUUUACACAUUAAUGGAAGAAGCAAAGUUCUCACUGUCAAGUGGUUUAAAAGUGAAGUUAACAUUAGCAAAAAAAAAGUGUCAAGUGUUUUCAUUGUGACAGAUAAAUUACUAAAAAACAUUUCAAACGAUGCAGUCUUAAAGCCUGUUUCAACAGCUAUUCGGGUCAAUUCCUUUUCUCCCCUAAAUUAAUGUAAGCAGAUGAAAACCAAGCAUGAAUUCAUGUUUUCUUGAAAUGCUCGUUUUUGUGAGGGAAGCAUGGAAAAGUGGCCUAAUGAAUCCUUCCUAUAGUAUGAGUUAAAGGAUAUGUAAGACAGUUUUAAGAUCCUGAGCUGGUGAAUUCGGAGGUAAUUCUUUAUGUUGCCACUAUUUGACUUUUCAAAAAUUGUGAUCAUCCUGUGAAUUUAAGAGAAUGCCACCACAAAUCAUUGGGAAGUAUAAAAGUGUCAAAUUUAACACUGCUGGGCAUAUUUUUUCAUUCCCUACUUAUGGACUAUGUGUAAUUAAAAAGAUUUGGGACUCUGUGGAAAUAACAUAGGAAUUAUUUUCUUACUUACUAAGAAAGGAAUUAAAGCCGAUAGCUUUAAUAUGAGACAACAGGAAGCUUUUCCCUGUGUCCUAGUGGCUUUUUUUAAACUCUUGGUCCUUAUCGGGCUCACUUGUCCCAUUGGUAAUCCCAUCAGCCGCAUUUCCACUGCCUAGAUGUGCAAAGGAACAGCAAGUGCUGCAGAUAAAAUGACGAAGGUGUAAAAGCUCCUGCUCAGAAGUUAAAUGAGAAUCAGACGUCGAGACAGUUCAGGCUCAGCCUUUGGCAGGAUCAUUGCUUUUAAUGCAAUUUACUAAUUAAAAAUGAGCACCAGAUUACGGAAAGACUGGAAUGAAGCGGCUUGCUAAACUAGUCUUUUAGCUCCUUGAACUGCCCGCAGCAGCUCUGGUUUUCAUUACGUCUAAUUCAUUUGAAUAUUGCCUGGCAAUUAUUAAAUCACCUCCUGAAAAGAACAAACGCUGCUUGUGUUUUCAGCAGCAGCUCUCCACGUCUAGACCGGAGCCGUUCCUCCUACAGAUGGCAAUCAGCAGCCGGGCUCUGGCAGGUGUAUUUUAUUCGGCAGAUGCACCCUAAUCGCAUUGUAGCGGAUUAGCCGGAUUUCUUCCUUUAAAUGUACACUGCGGGCUCCGGCUCGCGAGCCAGCCGUGUCUUAUCGCCCCCUUCUAAUCUGCCAGAGCCUUUUGCCUCUUCCUUUCAGCAGCUAUUUCUGUAACGGGUCGGACGGGGAAGAGCGCCGCAAUGAACCGUAAGCGGGGAAUCCUGCCCGCCUCCUGCUGCCGCCUGAGAGCCGCCGGGAAAGACCCAGAACGCAGCGCGGAGGCGGAGGAGGAGGAGGAAGAAGAAGAGGAGGAAGAAGAAGAGGAGGAGGAGGAGAGCGAGGGCAGCCGCAGGGCGGUGGCAGCAGCCGGGGCUGCGCUCCGAGGCCGGGGAGCGAUGGGGGCCGGAGGAUGACGAGCGGCGGCGCAUCCCGCACCCACCGGCGGGCCCCGGGGCCGGCCGCGGCGGGGAGGCCGCCGGGCUGAGGCGGCGAGCAGGGCGCUAGCCCCCCGAGCCACCCGCCCCGAUGGAUAAAGCCGGCUCCCUGCACAGCGCCGUGCCCGCCCCGCCGCCCCGGCUCUACCUGCCGCGCAACUUCAGCUGCAGCGCCUGCCUCUAUGGCAGCCUGGCCGAGCAGUGCAAGGGCGGCUGCAGCCCCGACGGCGACCCCCCCCCUCCUCCUCCUCCACCUCCCCUUCCUCCACCGCCGCCCGUGGUGCGGGAAGCGGCGGGCGAGAAGCCCCCGGCGGCGCCCCGGGGCCGGGAGCCGUCGGUGCCCGCGGUGCCGCCCAGCCCCACGCAGCGCCGCAGGGCCAAGUCGCUGCCCACGCCCGGCGACCGCAGCCUGCGGCCGGCGCUGCAGCAGAGCCCGGCCCGCCGCAAGACGGUUCGCUUCGCCGACUCGCUCGGCCUGGAGCUCACCUCCGUGCGCCACUUCUGCCAGGCCGACCUGCCGCGGGUGCCGCCGCCGCAGCCCCCUCCUCGCCCCGCCGACCUGCUCAAGACCAGGAAGCCCCCGGCGCUGGGCGAGCUGGAGCCGGUGCUCUUCGGGCCGCCGCCGCCGCUGCUGGAGCCGCUCUUCCCUCCGCAGCCCGGCGCCAGCCCCGGCUUCGCCGAGCGGGUCCGGCAGCACAAGGUGAGGCUGGAGUGGGUGCGGGCGGAGCCGGCGGGGCUGCGCGGCGCCGUGCGCGUCCUCAACCUGGCCUACGAGAAGGCCGUGUCGGUGCGCUACACGCUCAACCGCUGGGCCAGCUGCGCCGAGGUGCCCGCCGCCUACCAGCCCCACGGGCCCCCCGGCGGCAGCACCGACCGCUUCGCCUUCCACCUGCCCCUCGGCGCCGCCGUGGCCGCCGACGCCACGCUGGAGUUCGCCGUCCGCUACCGCGUGGCCGGCGCCGAGUACUGGGACAACAACGGCGGCAGCAACUACCGCCUGCGGGGCCGCCCGCCCUCCCCGGCCGCCCUCUGCCUGCCGCAGGACCCCGACAGCACCGCCUGGAUCCACUUCAUCUGACGGGGACCCCGCUCCCUCCGGCCUCGCCUCACCGGGCGGCCGCGGCGCCCAGGUUCACCUCACAGAGCCGCCCAAGGCACCCUCCGGCCGCCCCUCACCUCGCCCUUCCCGCCGUCCCACCCAGCCCACCCUUCCAGAAGCUUCUUCGUAAGCCACCAGAAGAUAUUUUUUUCGAUUCCGUUUACAGAUAAAUUGUUUCUCUUUUCUAACUUGGUAACGCCGCAUAGGGAUAAGCGUUCAGGCACCGGUCAGGGCGAAGGCUGGGUGUGAGGCGUUCGGUCCCACAGCAGCAGCGUGGCCGGCACACCGCCGGGUUUUGCGCCUCGAGCUCCUGACCAAAGCUGCUGCACAGUGAGGGGCUGGAAUGAGAGGAGGGAGGCCGUCAAUAUUUGUGGGACUUAACAGUGAAAAUCAGGAUCCACUGGUGCAAACAAAUGUUCGUGGGUGCUGUGCCCACAGCACUGGGUUCUGGAAACACCGGCAGCACUGCCCUGGGCACCCAUCCUCUUUCCUCAGCCGCUGAGGUGCUGGAUCCCUUCCCAGAGCCCCCCAGACCCCAGUGUCCACAUGGACGCGGUCACUUGUGUUAAUUGUUAAUUGCAGGGGACAGAUGGUGGUGUUGAACCCCAAAGCAGAUGCCCCCAGGUAUGGCUGUAUUUCUCAUGCUGAAAAAAUGGCUGAUGGGUUUGUAGCAAAGAUUCAAGUUUUAAAAUUUUGAACCCUGUUUCAUACAUUCAUGCAUAUUUAGAAAAAGGCUAAGAGAAAUAGUAUCACGUAUUAAUGGAAAUACAGCCUACUCACAGAUUUUAUAAAGCAAGCAUUUUGUGUUAAAAUCCACAUGAUACCUUCUAAAGGUCUGUCAUGCUUGUUUCAGUAGGAUUGUUCCAUAAAGCUGCUCGUGGCCAGGUUGGCAGGGUAGUCCUGAAGUUGCACCAAAGAAUUAGAGGUGGCAGGAAUUGAAUCCGUAAUUGUGGUUUGCAUCCCAAGCAACAGUUCCAGUUUUAUUUCUGUUAACAGUCUAAUUGGAGUUGUUAUGCUAAGGUAUCAUGGCAGGAGCUUGCCUUUUGCAAAACAAAACGUUCCAGACUUUUCAGAAUAAUUCCAGAAAGUGGCAGAUUUCACAAAGCUAGCUAUGUUUCCUCAGUCAGAUUGAGGAAAAGUAAUAUCUUUGCAUAGAAGUAGAGAGGUAUCAAUAAAAAACAUUGAAAUUGCAGAGUAUGUUGACUUCUGCCUUCAAAGAGCUAUUUUGGGUGUUAGUAGCAGGGAACAGCAUUUUCCUUUUUUAACUUUCUUUUUCAGGAGUUUGGCUGAAUACAGGUUGUGCUGGUGCCAAAUCUGGGUGCUGGCUUUCCAGGAUUUAGGCACGUUUGUGUUUGCAGGUGAGGGACUUCUACAAAGAUGACUUCUGAGAGUGGCAGAACGAAUGCUGGUGUCAUACUCCUGUUAUGAUGGGUUGUAGGAUCAGGCCUUCAACAUUUUGGACCUUUUGUAGAUUGUUCAGGAAUGAAGUGUAAUUCUAACUGUAUUCUUCGUGCUCCUCGUGAGGGUUAAGUAUCCCAAACAGCUUGAUUAAUGCCAGGUUCUUAUGGAACCUUUCAACUUCAGUGGAAAUGGAGGGCACUUUUGUCUCCUGAGGGUCUGGUUGAGUCAGAAUAAUUAAACCUGUGAAUUCUGGAUAAUAUGGUCUGGCAAGUUGAUGGGAAAAGAUCAUUUCAUUUAAUUUCUCUCUACUGCUUUUUCUGCUUUAAUAGAAAUCAUACCAACUGUAGCCUUCCUGUAGUAUUGGUUGCUUCGUUUUAAUUCCCCAACAAGUUUUCUCAUCAAUGUGAUCUUUAUAGAAAUAGAAUAUAAAAGAAACAUGCUGUCAGCACCUGCUGAGUAUUUAACAUUUUAGAAUAUUAAGGCCCUGAUCUUAUAUUGAAGUAACCCUAUGUAUCGCUAGCACACAUCUAUAAAGAUAGAAUUGCAGAAUUCAGGUCCUAAACUGUUCAUGAUUAAAGCAUAUUAAGUAGCAUGUUUGAUAAAGAAAGCCCAAGUGUCUUCUAGCUAAACCUAGUUUGUUCUGAGAGCCUUAAUACUGGAGAGAAGGAAGAGAACUUGUCUCCAUUUGAAAGCACUUUGAAAUACGGUGGAAAUGCAGCCAAACUUCUUCUUAUGUAUGUGUUACAGCUUUCCAAAACAUUUUUUUGCUUGGUCUGUCUUACCCACAUACUAAAGCAGCAACAGUUUUUCUGAAGCAUCAUAAUGAUGUCAUGUGAGGGAAAAAAAUUUAGUUUCUGUGUGCUUUAGGUUAACCGAUGCUAUAACUUUGUUUAUGAACGUUUAACCCCUCAGUCCAAUAUACAUCUGAAUAUUAAACCUUUUGAAGAUGUGGCACACCAGAAGAAUGUUUCGGAAAGCAGACUCCUGAGCUUUUGAGCAGUUAAGCCGAUGUUUAGUUCAACACUCAGUUUUGUGGGUAACUUUAUGGGCUUGAGUUUGAUCACAGAUUAUCAGCGGUAUAUGUUCAACUCCAGCAGAAGACUUAGUCUUCUGGAGCACUUAAAAACACCUUCAUUUAAAGCCUUGAAAGGUGAGAUUGGCCCGGCCAGCUUUGACUGGAGAAUGCUACUGAUGAUGUCUGUGGAAGAAAAUGUGAGGUAUUUUAACAGAAACCUAUCAGUGAUAUGUGCUGAAGCUGCACUGCUUUGAUUACACGAUUUCACUUCUAUCACAUUAAUUUCUUCUCAAGAUUUCCAAAAACAUGGCUAGGUGCACUGACUGUGAGUACCUGUUCCACUGGCAGCAUCCAUGUAUGGUUUCCAGUCCUUUAGUUUUCACUCUGAUGCUAUUUAGGUGGGGUUUGCUAGAAGCAUUGUGAUAAAUGGAAAUGAAAUAAAAUUAAAAUCCCGAAUAGAAUUUACAAUCUACAUAAAUGAUAACUUUGAGGAGAAAAACCUGUGCUGGACAGGGUCCUUCUCAAGUUGGCAGGACAUCAGGUCAUUUUAAUGGAAGGAGGAGCAAGACAAUUAUUUUUUUUAAAAAACACAUUUCUAAGGAACAUCGUUCCACGAAGUUAACUUUAAAAGGCAAAGUAAAAUAUUUGAAUUAUGUUUCAGGAUACAAUUUUUUCAAGCCAAUCUUUUUUUCUGGAAAAAAUGACAGCUCAGUUGUUUCUAUUUGCGUGGAGAAAGCCCAUGCCACCUUCCUUUCCAAGUGAUGCUAGAAGGUAUAGGCAAGGCAAUAACCCUUAGGUAGCGUAAUUCACUUUUAAGUAAAUUAUUCAUAGUCACAUUCAUUAUGUCUUUGGAAGUGUAAAAACCUGUCUGUCAUUUAUUGUGCAGAGUCAUAGCUUUAUGAAAUGUGCCAUCUUAUUUUAUGUGCAGUAGUGAUACUUCCUGCAGUAAGUCAAAUCGUACUGUGUGUCUGCUACACCUUCAUGUUGGCUGUUGCACAUUUAAGCUGAUAGAGUUUUUGCAUGUGAUUCCAUGCCUCUUAGGGCAAUAUUUGUGAAAUCUACCCUAAACAAUAGAAGUCCUAGCAGGGAUCAAAACAGUUAAGUGACUGUAAACUGAAUUUCAGCUAGCUAACCACAUUACUAUUCAUUAGCCUAAAAAUAAUUGAAAUGUUAUACUAAUUUCCAAUAAAUGUACAUUACUUCAGGUUAAUUAAUUAUUUUCUCCUUUUACCAUUUGCAAAUAACUUUUUGUUGUGAAUGUGUGUGCCUCAGUAUCGUAUUAAAUAGCAGAGCAAAUGCACACUUUUUGUUACUGCAGCAUGUGUGAGGGGAAGAUGCAUCACUUGAAUGAACAGCUGUCUGUUCAUACACAUGUGUGAUCUCUACAGAUACAUGAAAUGUUUUUCCGAAGCGCCAACAGGCAAACCAUCUGCUGAUUCUAUAUUUUAAACAUAAAGUAACCGACGGAAAUACUCAGAAUCUGCUUUUUAACAUAUUAUUAAAUAUAUAUUGAAAUCUUUAUGUGCCUUUCAACAUUUCCUAGGAAGAAAUCUCCUUUGUUCCUUCACGCUCCCACCAAAAGUCCGGCAAUGGCGUUCUCAUUAAAAUGAAAUUUAUACUAAAAAACUAAUAAUCAAUUCUGAUACCUGACACUCUUUCAACUGUGCCAGAAAUCCUGCACCUCUAACAGCCAGAAGAAUUUGAUCAUAUUUUCCCAUACUACAGUGAAAGGAGUUACUGUCAGAACCGCGUCUUCCUGGUACACCUCUGAAAUUAUUUAGCUAGGUAAAAAAACUGUGACUAUAGUUAAUAUAACAGAAUAUAUUUAUUGUAUAUAUUCACCACUUACACAGAUAUUCUAAAUAUAUAUUCUAUCUGAAACCAGAAGUUCUAGUUUUUUAUUAAAUUUAUUUGUGUAGACAUGAUCGUCUUUACAGCUUUACUGUUAUUUACCUGAUGCUGCAUAAUGCAUAUAUCUGAAACUUAUAGAUGGACCCAAUCUCGCUGCACAGUUUGUAUCAUGGGAUUAAAGUGUUCACUAUAGAGAAUAUUACAGAAAAUGACAUCUACCUUCCAAUUGUAUACUGCAUGGCCUUUUGGCAAGUCAUCUGUAAUUCUGUUUCCUGUAUGCACUUCAUGUGUACGUGUUCUGAAUAUACGGAAGGAUUACCUACUGAAAUUAAAACUUUUUCAACACUGAAAUUAACAUUUUACGAGCAUAUAUAGUUUAACAUAGGAAGUAAACUUAGUCAAUUUUGCUGUAAAGUGGAAAAAAAAAAGCCUUAUGUAGAGCGGAUCAGGAUUUUUUAAUGAAAGAUGGUGACAUUUUUCAAAAUGGACCAUGUUCAGGGAAACGUAUGUGUUUCGAUAGGAAGGAUUUCUCAGGUUCAGCUUAUAUGAGAGAAUUGUCCUAAAAUAGUUAGGUGGUAAGAGUACUUCUUUAAUCAGUGUACAGACUUGAAUGUAGGUCUUCCAUAAUCAAAGUGAAUUAAACUAUUGGUUAUUCCUGGGGUUCCACGUUGUCUUUAUCCAGCUUUUGAAUAUUGCUUUUAAAUUAUUUUACAGAGAGGUUUUUUAACCCAGGAGUUUCCUAUCUUGUAUGGAUAUUCUCUUCAUUCAGUUAUUGAGUUUUGUUUGAGCUUUCUGUUUUUGAGAAAGGUCUGAUUGUAUUGUUAUGCAACAUUAGACAAUAAUUUUACAUUUCAUUUUUAGGGGGAGGUAAGCAAACAGCUUUCCUUUUGGUUUUGUUUGUUUUUGUUUUUAAUAUUAAACAAUAGCAUGCAGAAUAAAACUGUGCUUGAAAUAACAUAUGCACUAGUAAUUCCAAAGAAUAUAGCCAAGAAAAAUGUCAAAUGUGAGAUGUGCUUUUUAAAAACUUAUGUCUGUUGAUUUAGUAAGGCAGGAAAAAAGUCCUAGUCUCCAGUGCAAGUGUAUUUAUACCAGGGAUUUCUUUCUAUGCAAUAUUAUGGUGCACCUGUUUUUUUAGGGAUUGACUUGAUUGCUGUGGUUGCUGUAUCAUUGUGUUGUGUGUAGAAUAUUUUGUUAAAGUGUCAUUAAGGAAACUAUGUCUUAAAUGGUGUUAUAUUUUUAGGCUCUUUUUUGUGCAAUCUGACUUCACUAAAUCGUAAGCAUUCUCUGAGUAACAGUAGCAAGACAAUAUUUCAUACAAUUAUGCAAGUCUUGUGCGUUAUACUUUUCUCUAGUCACCUUCCAGGAGAAAACACUGUGUUAGCGUUGUGAGUUUUAAAAUUUUGUAUUCCUGUAUCUUAGAAAUACACCAAAUUGUAUUAUACUUUUGAACUCAGAAAGCUAAUAUAUAUAUGUUUUUAAAGUUGAUCAGGACUGGGAUCCACAUUGCAGUGCAGGAAAGCUAACUGCUGUGACAAAAAAAUUAAGGUUCUUGAAGAGGUUUAAACAAACCUAACUCCUCCCACACAGUGGUAAAUUAUUUCUCUUGUUAAUGGAGAUGCUGUCUGUCCAAGAGUGGGCUCCUUAAGCGCAAGCUUUUGUUGUUGUUUCUUCGAUUUACCUUGACUUUGUUGGAAAAAAAAUAAGAAUUUGUUUCUUAACUGUAAACUUUACGAGUAAGUUACUUUUGGUUGCAGUUUCUUCUGCAAUGUUUGUAUUUCACUAAGUAAUGUUUGUUUCUAAUAUUUGUAACAAUACUGUGAUAUCACCAAAAGUUCAAAAUCAACGUUUUCUAAUAAUGCCUUGUAACUUACCUAGCCUUACAGUAUUUCGGAUUAUUUUCCACCAAAACUGCAUCUAGUCACUGGUUGUCACAAUUAUGAAAAAAUAUAUAUUCAUAAACCUGUAGCUUCUUGCUGUCAUUAAAGAUUAAUGAUACAAA
Anas platyrhynchos (mallard) is the source of this 13585-nucleotide messenger RNA. The record is from RefSeq and is a predicted model, not a curated record. Lineage: Eukaryota; Metazoa; Chordata; Aves; Anseriformes; Anatidae.